This is a messenger RNA of Penicillium cataractarum, 1992 nucleotides long. Its product is annotated as putative protein kinase (Lkh1). NCBI's taxonomy places the organism in Eukaryota, Fungi, Ascomycota, Eurotiomycetes, Eurotiales, Aspergillaceae. Bases 1 to 1992 code for a protein of 663 amino acids. The record is from RefSeq and is a predicted model, not a curated record. Gene Ontology annotation, cellular component: nucleus. The transcript is spliced from 6 exons. Gene Ontology annotation, molecular function: ATP binding; protein kinase activity. Gene Ontology annotation, biological process: protein phosphorylation.
AUGUCCACGCCUUCCACGGCCACUGCUACCCAUCCUACUCAUCAGCACUACGGUUAUCCCCAUUCCUCAUACCAAGCCACGACCUCCUACCCAACCCCGACUACCGCCGCAGGGGCUCGCCUCGCGAAUCCCUACACCUACUCCAUUCCUUCGCCGACGACAGCCACCCUUCCCUACGCUCAACCCUCGCGAGUCGCUCCGGCGACAUCGACCCCAACGGUCAUGGCGUCGCACCAGAGCGGCUCCAGUGCGGCCCCAUCACAAGGUGGUCGGAGAAAGAAACCGGACUGGGGGGAAUUCUACAAGAAUGGCAUCCCCAAGGAGGUCAUUGUGAUUGACGAUAGUCCGGCUCCGGAGGCCUCCAAAACUGCGGCACCUCCUCCCAUUCCACCUCCUCAUGCUGUUGCCUCCGCUACCGGCCAGCCUCCAGUGGCACAACCGGCCGGGAAGAGGCGCCGCACGGGAAUCGAGACCGCGUACGACCUGGGGUACUAUGACCGACCGUCCUUUUCCAUCAAUCCCCAACAAUACGGCGAGGAAUCCUCCGCGCACUCCUUGUCAACCGAUCGGACAACUUCUCUACACACUACCGCCCCGACUUCCCUCGGGUCCCAAGGGAGUUCGGGCGUUAGUAACGGCGUGUACUAUGAAGACGCCACGGUGGGCCAAAAGCGCAAGCGGACCACCCGGAAAUCGACUCGAGAUGAACAGAAACGUCGAGAGCUGGAGAACGCGCCAGAGGCGUUCCCCAACUACGUUCCUCCUUCGAAACCCAUCAUCAAGGCCAAGGAUGUUCCUGUGCCUGUGAUUCGCGAUUUCACGAGCGGUCGUCACGAAAAGUUCGACGAUGACGAUGGUCACUACAUUGUGACCCCGGACACUCCUCUUACGGAACGAUACUCUAUCAUCAAACUUCUCGGUCAGGGCACUUUUGGCAAGGUUGUGGAAGCAUUUGACAAGCAGCGGAAGGCUCGAUGUGCUGUCAAGAUCAUCCGUUCCAUCCAAAAGUACCGAGAUGCGUCGCGCAUCGAGUUACGCGUGUUGUCCACCCUGGCCUCGAACGACAAGGCCAACCGCAACAAGUGUAUUCACCUUCGGGAUUGUUUCGAUUUCCGAAACCAUAUCUGCAUCGUGACCGAUUUACUAGGACAGAGUGUGUUUGAUUUCCUUAAGGGCAACGGGUUUGUGCCUUUUCCCAGCAGUCAAAUCCAGAACUUUGCACGUCAACUAUUCACCAGCGUGGCCUUCCUCCACGAUCUCAACCUCAUCCAUACCGAUCUCAAACCUGAAAACAUCCUCCUCGUCAGCAGUGCCUAUCAAACCUUCACCUAUAACCGCACCAUCCCUUCCUCCUCCCAUGCAAACCCCCGCAAUGCGCGCCAGCGACGAGUCCUCCUUGACAGUGAGAUUCGCCUCAUCGACUUUGGCUCUGCCACCUUCGAUGACGAAUACCACUCUUCGGUCGUGUCCACACGCCACUAUCGGGCACCAGAGAUUAUCCUCAACCUGGGCUGGAGUUUCCCCUGUGAUAUCUGGAGUAUUGGGUGUAUCCUGGUAGAGUUCUUUACCGGUGAUGCUCUCUUCCAGACCCACGACAAUCUUGAGCACCUGGCCAUGAUGGAGGCAGUCAUUGGGUCUCGCAUUGAUUCCCGUCUAGUUCGUCAGGUAGUGCAGGGCCGUGCUGGUAGCCAUAACUCUGCUGCCAAGUACUUCAACCGGAACAAGCUGGACUAUCCCAACAAUGAAACCACUCGGGCAUCACGCAAGUAUGUUCGUCUCAUGAAGGGGCUUACUGAGUUCAUUCCGAUCAAUACACCUUUCAACCGUGCAUUCCUGGAUCUUCUACAGAAGAUCUUUGUCUACGACCCCAAGCAGCGGAUAACUGCUAAGCAAGCCUUGAAGCACCCCUGGUUCAAGGAGAGUCUCAUUGACGACGGUACCGAAGCAUAUCGAAUCGGCAUGGGCCUUCAUCGCCAAGCCGGAGCGAGGUAA